Messenger RNA from Cydia fagiglandana, 3699 nucleotides. Its product is annotated as eukaryotic translation initiation factor 4 gamma-like. NCBI's taxonomy places the organism in Eukaryota, Metazoa, Arthropoda, Insecta, Lepidoptera, Tortricidae. Bases 146 to 2272 code for a protein of 708 amino acids. The transcript has 8 exons. The record is from RefSeq and is a predicted model, not a curated record.
CUUGAACAGUAGGUAUAGAACUGAUUUGAGAAUUGAAUACUUUCUCGGCAGGAUUCUGAAUUUAAAAUUUAAUUUGUGCAAAAAUGGAUUAAGGUGGUGUGUGUGAAGUGUGUUUUUGACUGUAGUGACAGUUUAGAUCUACAUAAUGAAGAUCCAACUAGUCUACCUCACGCUAUGGUCGCUAUCCCAGGCCGCAUACAUCAGCCGCAUGACGGUCAACCGCAUGCGGGUGCCGACGGCCUUCCGCCCCGGAGUCACGCUUCACCGGCCCUGGACCCAUCCUCGGCUAGUCCAGGCCGCGUCGCAUAGGACGCCUUAUGUUAUAUACAGGAACCCACCUCACAGGCCAAUUUCCCGCAGAUACGCCAUGAAGCACUACGGGCCCAACCCCAACAACAACCGGAACGUGUUCAUCAACAGCGGUCCAUGGAAGACGACGGCCAGACUACCGACGAUCACCAGCGUGACGCCGGAGUAUGAGUUCGUGAAGGCUGCGUCUGCGCCGACUGCUUUGCGAGUUAACGGUGAUAAAGGUGCCAUCCACACGAUCCCAGCGCCCAACCUGAGUCUCUCGGAGAAGCCAAUCGUGGUCAUCGAUGCGACGGAGCAUGGAGUGAAGGUGACUACUGAAGGUCCAAAACCAACAUACGAAGUAACAGAGAAAUACAUAGAGCCGUCGAUCCAUGUCGCUAAGAUCGAAUCGCCUAUAGGAUUUUCUAAAGCAACGUCCUUAACGGGCCCUGAAAUACAAAGCCUGGUCCGAAACGGCGCGGCCCUACAACUGACAUCAGAGUACGGGCUGCCGGCGAUAGCUAUGUCGCAGCAUCAGGCGCAGCUAGUGCCGCAACAGUUCACUAUACAACAGGGUUUCAGUGCCAUGCCAACCCACCAAGAUCUUGUCCAAUCCGGCGCUGAAGGCAUCAUAAUACCGCCGAACGCAUUAUACCAACCUGACCCCGGAUAUCUGCAAAAACUACAGAACCAACUGUUGCAGAGGUACCCUGCCGUCGAAUUCAUACCAUACGCUGCUGACAUCCCCACGGAAGCACAGAUCCAAACUCAAGCAUCGCAAAUCCAGCCCCAAGUCAUCCUGCUCCAAAACAAAGUUACCAAGCAGGCACCAGCACCAUUCGUCGCAAGAGAACAGCAGAACGAUAAGAACGUCGUACAGAGGGAAACUCAAGAAAAAACCGUAGUAACAUUAGUCCCGCAAAAACUUAUAAUAACCACUCAAAAUGUAACUGAGAAGCCAGCUGAAACCACCACCCCAUACCAAACUACAACGCCACAAAAUAUAACUGUUCAAGUGGUCACUGAAUCUCAACCUUCAUCAACAGUUAAAUACAUAGUAGAAAGUACUACUGAGGAACAUAAGACGACAACUCCACUGUACUACGCCCAAGUUGGUCAAAGCGUUGGAAGCGCAAUAGCAAGUGGGUUUUUCUCAGCAAUCAAUGACGUCAGAGCAGCAGCUGCAUUAGCUCAAGUAAGUGAGACACCACAAGAACCUGUAACUACUGAAGCAGAAUUGAAUACAACUACGUCAUCGACCUCGACAACCACAACUUCCACAAGCACUACAAUCAAUCCAGAAUUUCAGCCAUACUUUGUACAUAAGACGGAUGAUCAGAAAAACGAAACGAGUGGAGAAUUAAUAUCUGUAUUAGGAAUUCCUUUUGCGAAGCCAGAGCCCGUCAAGCCAAUACCUAAGCCUGAUGAAACAGUGAAAGUAGCUUACACUCUAUACAGGGCUGACGAUAAAGACCAGAAGGUAGCAAAAGACGGAAGCGUAUAUGCUGGACAGAUAGUGGAAGCGAGUAUAAGUGAAGACCAAGAUUUUAACAAGGAGAAGAAUAGCAUUAUGUCCAGAAGGGCGCCUGUACGGCUGAUAGCUGUUCCAGCUGAAAAUCCUAGCACGUCCACAACGUCAACUACAACGCAAGUACCACAGAAAAUAACAGUGGUGAAAGCGAAGAUCCCACCAAAAAGCAAGUUGACGUUUGAUGACAAAACAGGCGAGCCAGUCCUGAGAAUUUAUGCCAGUUAUGUGGAUACUCCUCAGCAGAAAGAAGUGGUGGUAUCCAAGCUAGCAAACAUGAAACAGAAAGAGGUAACCCGAAAAACAGACAGCGUCGACAACUGGAAAGCAGCAACCGUAAAAUCAGUAGACAAAACCCAGGGACCGAAUAUGAACCAAGUUACUCAGUUCGGACUCAAACUUAGAUCGAGAAGCGACGAUUACAUACCACUGUUCGAUGAUUACGAAGAUUAGUACAACUGAUAUAAUUAUGAAAAGUAUUUAGUCUACAAGACUGUCUCCUUAGUAUUACAAAUUAACUGUAAAUAUGCGGAUCCACGCAGAACGAGCUGCCUCGCGAGGAAAUUGCCGCGCGAAACGGCUUGACCUGUGUAGAUGUGCCUCGGCAUCUCCAGCCGGGCUAGCACAUGAUAGGCGCGAGAUAGACUAGCCUUCCCUCUUUAAUUAACAUGGUUGGAAAAACAGUUUAUCUCGUCGCGAAAUACUGUCGCGCCAGUCAUGUGCUAAGCCUACGGCUUAGAGAAUAUGUAUAACCAAACGGAGUGGUCAUUAACAGGCGUUCCCCUCUGUCGAAAAUAGGCGGCCAAUGGUCAACAACAUGUCAACCACAUGUAUGGACUGACGUUUAUCUGACAUGGCAAUUGUGACGUUACGCAUACAUUUGAUGUUCCCCUCCCCCGCAAAAAACGGCAGACUAUUUUGUACCGAAAAUUAUAGACAUGGCGUCUCCGUUGGUUAUAUCCUCUAAGGCCUACGGCGACCGAGCUACUUCGCGCGGCAACUUCCUCGCGAGGCGGUACGUUUUGUGUGGUCCCGUCUAAUGAAGUAAGAUUGAUGUAAAAUCAAGCACUGUGCAUUUAGAAAACUAGAAACCAUCUGUAUUUUAUUCCCGAUAGAAGACUACAUGCCAUCAUCCAGAAUAAUAACAGAACAUAAAUAAAUAGUUUGGUAAAAUAUACGUUAAAUAUUAAAAAUAGUUUCGAAACAACUCUCGUGCAUUUACUUCAUUCAUUUAAAUAGCAGUAUUUAAUAAGUUCCAAUAAUUUUUAAAUUAGUUAUAACGAUGAUAGCUUUGACUCACCACCAGUGAUCUUCAGAAUACUUAAUUAAAACUUAAACGAUGAAAGUGCUCAAGUAAAACAACAUAACAUAGCGACUGACUCAGUGAACCAAAUAUGGGUUCUUAAUGUUCUUUAUUCUUAGUACUUCUAUGUUAUAACACAGAAUAAAUAAUAGUACUAGGUACAGAAGACUCACUCUCUAACAAAACGCGUCUGUCACGAUCAGCACAGAUAUGGCCGCUAGGUGGCGACAGCGCCACGCGCGGCUUAUUGCGAACCCCAAAAUUGGGGUCGAACGGAUGUACUUUUAGCUACCUGUAGCAAAGCGACGAAAUCACGGAGUGAGCGACGCCUGGUUAUAAGUUAUAUAGAUUGAUAAAUUAUUUACUUGUAAGCAUUUUAAUGUAUUGUUUCAAACUUCUUGAGACUGUGUUAUUUAUAAUACUCGUAUUCUAAGUUAGGUUAACAUAGAAUUAGUUUUGUUGACGCAUUUCGUUAUUAAAACCUAUUUAUUUAAAUGUAAAUAAUGAUUAUUGUUUUGUUUUUGUUAACGCCAAACUUAUAACUCGAGUUAUAAUAAAAUUAAACAAAAGUAUUUCA